Messenger RNA from Misgurnus anguillicaudatus (oriental weatherfish), 4876 nucleotides. The record is from RefSeq and is a predicted model, not a curated record. Lineage: Eukaryota; Metazoa; Chordata; Actinopteri; Cypriniformes; Cobitidae.
AAUGAUUGGCUGAGCUCUUUUGCGUCAUAUGCACUGUACGUCGUCUUUACCGAAGUGCAGCACGAUGGGACGAAUUAGGGAGUUAUCGAUUCUUAUUUUGUCUUUUUGGCAUGUAAUAUUUGUAACUGGUGCCGAUGAAAUUUUGGUUGCAUGUGGGGGGUUCGUAAAGUCCGAUGUGGACAUUAAUUAUUCACUCAUUGAGAUAAAGCUGUACACUAAACAGGGCUCUCUGAAAUACCAGACUGACUGUGCACCUAUCAAUGGUUACUUCAUGAUCCCACUCUAUGACAAGGGUGAUUUUGUUUUAAAAAUAGAACCACCUUCAGGAUGGAGCUUUGAGCCAACAGCGGUUGACCUACACAUUGAUGGAAUUAAUGACAUCUGCACUAAAGAACAAGACAUCAAUUUCUUGUUUACAGGGUUUUCGGUCUUGGGAACUGUCUUGAGUAAGGGGCAUUUGUUGGGCCCUGCGGGAGUUGAAAUUAGUUUGAGGAAAUCAGGAGAAGAUGGUGUUCUUCAGAAAGUCCUCACAACAACAUCAGGCCAGUAUACCUUCCACAAGGUGCUUCCAGGAGGUUAUGACAUCACAGCCUCUCAUGCCUCAUGGACCCUGGAGCAGAGCUCAACAACUGUGGUUGUGUCAAAUGAAAAUGCCCCUGCUGCAGCCCCCCUUGUGGUAAAAGGCUAUGAUGUCUCUGGUGAGGUGCAAAGUGAUGGUGAACCCAUGAGAGGAGUCAAUUUUCUCCUCUAUUCUUCCAGUGUAAUGCAGGAGGAUAUUAUUGGCUGCAAUGUGGCUCCAGUAGAUGGGGCUUCAGCUGGCAAUCCCUUCCUCAAGUAUUUGUGCAGUGCCCAAUCACGUGAGGAUGGCACCUUCUCUUUUCCCUGCCUUCCUAGUGGUGAAUACACUGUGAUCCCGUAUUACAGAGGAGAGAGAAUCACUUUUGAUGUUGCCCCUUCUCGUCUAGACUUUAAAGUACAGCAUGACAGUUUGAUGUUGGAGCCAGUAUUCCGGGUCAUGGGAUUUUCGGUGAUGGGCAGAGUUCUGAAUAGCCCCAAUGGAGAAGGUGUUGCAGAUGCAGUUGUGAUGCUCAAUAAUCAAAUUAAAGCGGAAACUAAAGAUGAUGGAUCAUUUCGGUUGGAAAAUAUGACUACAGGCACUUACACCAUUAACACCCAAAAAGAGCUGAUGUUCUUUGAGCCAGUAACUGUCAAGAUUGCGCCCAGCACUCCUCAGCUGCCAGACAUCAUCACUGCAGGGUUUAGCAUGUGUGGCCAGAUCUUAAUCAGCCGUCUUCCUGAGGGUGUUAAGCAGCUUGGACGCUACAAAGUUACACUCUCGGCCCAGAGGCAAGAUGAGGGCUUUUUCCGCACUGUCGAAAGUGACAAUCAAGGAGCAUUCUGCUUUCAAGUAAAACCAGGGGACUACAGCGUGCAGGUGACUCUGCCUGAAGCUGAAAUGAAGGCUGGACUUGCUCUGCAGCCCCACUCUCUUGAUGUCUCACUAGUGGACCAUCCUAUCACUGACCUAAUUUUUACCCAGUUUAUAGCAUCGGUCUCUGGCUCUGUGUCAUGUCUCGUGGCAUGUGGAGAUCUGACCGUCACCCUUCAGCCCAUGAGCAGACAAGGAGAGAGCCAGAAUAUCCAGCUUUCUGGCAGAAGUGAAACCCUUAGCUUUGCUUUCAGUAAUGUGCUACAUGGCAAGUACAAAGUGGCGAUCACCCAGGAUGAGUGGUGCUGGAAGCACAAGUCCGUGGAGGUUGAUGUACUGGACUCAGAUGUUCAGGGAGUGGAAUUCAGACAGACUGGAUACUUGCUCCGCUGCACACUGUCCCAUGCCAUCACUUUGGAAUUUUUCCAAGAUGGAAGUACACCAGAGAAUGUUGGCAUUUACAACCUGUCUAAAGGAGUCAAUCGCUUCUGUCUGUCCAAACCAGGUGUUUACAAAGUGACCCCACGUUCCUGCCACCAGUUUGAACAGGACUACUACACCUACAACACCUCUGCCCCAAGCAUUUUAACCCUUACUGCUGUCCGACAUCACAUGACAGGACUCAUCACAACUGAUAAGAUGUUGGAUGUUACAGUCACUAUUAAAUCUUCCAUUGAGAGUGAGCCUGCUUUAGUUCUGGGACCCCUUCUCUCAGUUGAGGAGCAGCGACGAGAGCAACAGCUCCAGGAAAUAGCUGCCCAUAUGAAGGAGAAGGAGAAAAGAGGAGAAGAACAGAGCCCACCUGUGCUAGAGAACCUGGAGGAACUUCACGAGCCUUUCCACUACGAGUUCUCCUACUGGGCACGAGCCGGGGAGAAAAUUACAGUCACACCCUCAUCCAAAGAAUUUCUGUUUUACCCGCCUGAAGUAGAUGCUACAAUCACUGGAGAAAACUGUCCGGGACAGAUGGUGGAGAUUGCAGGUCGAGCAGGGCUGUUUCUCACGGGGCAGGUGUCGCCUAUGCUGGAGGGGGUGGAAAUCUCCAUUAAGGAAAAUGGAGCCACAACCCCUCUCAUUACGGUUCUUACUGACGAGAAUGGAAGCUACAGUGUUGGACCCCUACAUAGUGACUCUCAGUAUCACAUCAGUGCUAGUAAAGAGGGCUUUGUCCUGACCCAUGUGGAAGGAAAGACAGGAGACUUUAAGGCAUUUGCUUUGGCAGGUGUCACUUUUGAGAUAAAGGCAGAGGAUGAUGUCCCUCUCUCUGGGGUUCUGCUAUCUUUAAGUGGGGCCAACUUCCGCUCAAACUUGCUUACUCAGGACACCGGCCUCCUAACCUUUAACAACCUGAGUCCUGGACAGUAUUAUUUUAAGCCCAUGAUGAAGGAGUUCCGCUUCGAGCCCUCAGCACAGAUGAUCACAGUAGAGGAAGGCCAGGUCCUCCAUAUUCCCAUUACUGGCUUCAAGACAGCUUACAGUUGCUAUGGGACAGUGCAGUCACUAGGUGGCGAUGCAGAGCAGAGUGUUGCAGUGGAAGCAGUGGGCCAGGGAGAGUGCAGCAUUUACAGCGAGGACACAGUAACUGAUGAGGAAGGCCGCUUUAGACUCAGAGGCUUACUGCCUGGGUGUAACUACAACAUUCAACUGAGAGGAGAAGGAAAUGAUCAUAUAGAGAGAGCUCUCCCGUCGCACAAAACAAUUGAAGUGGGCAACAGUGAUAUUGAAGGAAUAAACAUUAUCACUUUCAGGCAGAUCAAUCAGUUUGAUCUGAGCGGCAAUGUUGUCACUUCCUCUGAACAUCUUUCAACUCUCUGGGUAAAGCUCUACAAGAGUGACAACCCCGACAAUCCCAUCCAGAGUGUGUCGCUUGGCCAGUCACUGUUCUUCCACUUUGCCCCCCUCCCGCGUGAUGAAGAGACCUAUGUCUUGAUGCUGGACACAUCGCUGUCUGGAUCCCAGUAUGAUUUCAAGCUUCCACAGGUCUCCUUCACAUCCUCUGGUUACAACAAACACGUAACACUCACUUUUAACCCAAAGAGAAAAGUACUUGAUCAAGAUAUUGCCCAGGGAUCGUACAUUGCCCUUCCUCUGACACUGCUGCUGUUACUUGCUGUGUAUAAUCAUGAGCGGGUGAUCCCAUUUCUUCUGCAGCUGUUCAAUCAGAUCCAGGGUGUUCGUGGACUUGCUCAAACAAGCGGAGAUGGAGUUGCUGUGGAUGAAGCCAAACGCCAAUCAAAGAGGCCAAAAAUGAGACGCACAUGAGACCCACAGUAUGAAUGCCAAGCCUGCCACGGCAUUCAGGUCUCACAAGCCUCUAGAUCAUGUCUGCCUGACUGCCUGAGUUCUAUCAUAUAAAUGUAAAUAGGGUCACCAGGUUUCAUUGACAUCUUAAAGGGAUAGUUCACUUUAAAAUGAAAAUUCUGUCAUCAUUUACUCAUCCCCAUGUUGCUCUAAACCUGUAUGAAUUUCUUUUUUCUGAUGAACACAAAAGAAGAUAUUUUGAAAAAUGAUGGUAAACACACAGCAGUAAGUGGCCAUUGACUUCCAUAGUAGGAAAAAAAAUUAGUAUUGUGAUAAAUGAUGAAGAAAAUAUUUUGAUAAAUGAUGGUAAGCACACAGUUGACGGUACCCAUUAAAUUCUAGCAUAUUUUUUAUUCCUACUAUGGAAGUCUAUGGUCACUUACUGCUGUGUGUUUACCAUCAUUUCUCAAAAUAUCUUCUUUUGUGUUCAUCAGAAAAAAGAAAUUCAUUCAGGUUUAGAACAACAUGAAGAUGAUUAAAUGAUGACAGAAUUUUCAUUUUAAAGUGAACUAUCCCCUUAAGUGUUAUCAAAUAAUGUCUUGCAUAAUUCUUUGACUCUGAGGUUCUUUUACUGUGGUUUAGUUUCCAUAGUAUUUUGGUCGCACAGAUUUGUAUCCCUAUUUUUUGCAGUCCCUUAAAUAUGUGAAUGUGGCUCAGGGAUGCUGUGUGUGGUUGUGUAUUUAUGUUUGUGAGAGAUUGCUCGGGGGAGAAUGGCUGAUUUAAUGACUACAAAUGUGUGUGCGUUGUUUUCUUACUGGUAUUUGAAGUUAAAACCUAGUUAAUUGAUUAUGAUUCCAAUAGUUUGCUUGGCUAAAUGAGUUAUUUAUUAACAAUUAUGUCCAAUACAAUUUUGUCAUUACUACAUUUUAUAAAUCCCCUACUCCCACUAAAGGUUAUCAGUUCAGUUUUUAUCACAUCUAAAUUACUUGAAUUUAUACAAUUUAUUAGCAAUUUACAGAAAUGUUUUCAUUAAAUUUAGUACGUGUGUUUUUUGUUAUUUUGUUAAAACACACAAAACAUAACUAAAUACUUAAAAUAAAUUUUUUUAGACAUUUCCCAAAUAAAUCACUUGAUGGUUAUUGUUUAAUGGGUUUAGUACUUUGUCAUUCCACAGCAUUAAAAAUGAUCAUGACUUUAUAAAUUGCA